AUGAACCCCUCCCAAACCACGGCGGCACAAGACCUCUCCUCCUCCUCCUUGUCCACCGCCUGCCGAUGUAGGAAGAGGAGAAGGAGGAGCAAGAGAAGAAAUGAAAAUCCAGAUGAGAAAAUUGAGGUGGAUAAGAAGAUAGUGGCGCUGCAGAAAAUAGUUCCCGGCGGCGAGAGGCUUCCGGUGGAUGAGCUCUUUCAAGAGACGGCGGAGUAUAUAUUUGCGUUGGAAAGCCAAGUUGAGGCAUUAAGGUUUCUUGCUGCCUUCGUUCAUACUUCCGACAAGGCAAAGAGGAAGCUCGGUGCUUGA
Salvia splendens (bonfire salvia) is the source of this 309-nucleotide messenger RNA. Its product is annotated as transcription factor PAR1-like. Lineage: Eukaryota; Viridiplantae; Streptophyta; Magnoliopsida; Lamiales; Lamiaceae. Gene Ontology annotation, molecular function: protein dimerization activity. The transcript has a single exon. Bases 1 to 309 code for a protein of 102 amino acids. Gene Ontology annotation, biological process: regulation of DNA-templated transcription. The record is from RefSeq and is a predicted model, not a curated record.